This is a messenger RNA of Exserohilum turcica Et28A, 591 nucleotides long. RefSeq lists its product as uncharacterized. Gene Ontology annotation, cellular component: NatC complex. Gene Ontology annotation, molecular function: protein-N-terminal amino-acid acetyltransferase activity. Lineage: Eukaryota; Fungi; Ascomycota; Dothideomycetes; Pleosporales; Pleosporaceae. Gene Ontology annotation, biological process: N-terminal peptidyl-methionine acetylation. The transcript is spliced from 2 exons. Bases 1 to 591 code for a protein of 196 amino acids. The record is from RefSeq and is a predicted model, not a curated record.
AUGGAUACCAAAGACCUCAAGGAAUCAGGCCUGCAGUACAUACAAUACGAGCCGGCAAAGGAAGAGCAAUACCUGCCCGCCAUCCGCCAACUCAUCUCAAAGGACCUCUCGGAGCCAUACAGCAUCUAUGUGUACCGCUAUUUCCUGUAUCAAUGGGGCGAUCUUUGCUACAUGGCGCUUUCCCCCACCAAUUCCUUGAUCGGCGUCAUAAUAUGCAAACUCGAACCGCACCGGUCAGGAACCUAUCGCGGUUACGUCGCAAUGCUCGCAACGCAGGAGGAAUAUCGGGGCCGCGGCAUAGCUACUCAACUCGUCCGGUUGGCCGUGGACGCCAUGACGGCUCGCGACGCCGAUGAGAUAGUCUUGGAGACGGAAGUAUCGAACACGGCAAGUCUGAAGCUGUAUGAAAGACUAGGCUUCAUCAGAAGCAAGAGGCUGCAUCGGUACUACCUGAACGGCAAUGCAGCAUUUCGAUUGAUCCUCUACUUGAAGGAGGGAACAGCCCUGAAGAGACCAGAACACGCCGAGCACGGCGACAUGGGUGGCAUACAUGGCAUCAAGAGACCAGAUGACGCAGAACUUUAUUCGUAA